AUACACCCACCGGAAACGGUCUCUGCAGAGCCAGCAGAUAAUGAAAGGAAGAAGAUGUAAUAUCAGUUUUAUUGGGUUUAUUUUUUAUAUAUCAUCCUGCACGUAUUUGAGUUCAAAGUCAUAAUCGUGCGGAUCAUUGUGGAGAUACCCGGUGGAAUGACUGGACUCCUGUGCGUGGGGCUUGAUGAAGUAGUGCGCCGACUGUGCAGGAAACAUUUCACCGGCCCGGAGUAGGCUGUGGUGGACAAGGCAGAGCGGUCCUGCCCCCUUCAAUGACCAACCUUGAGUGCCAGCGACAGUCUCUGCUGGCGACACUGUAACCAUGGAAGACAACCAUGAUAUCCUUAAGUAAUAUUACCGCUGAGCCCGUAGUGUGACGGUUUCAAGAUGCUCGACCGGCAGUGCUCCUUGAGGCUGCCAGUUGCCUGAUAGUAACGUUUCAGGCCUGCUUUUUCCAUCUGGAAAUUUCUUGGCAGGGGAAAGCAGGCCAGCUAGCACCGCUAGCGUUAGCCUUUUUAGCGCUGCAUCUCUGGGCUUCGAUGCUGUAGCUUUUUCCAUGACCACGCCAUUGACAUCGAUGUCUAUCAAUUCGAGGACCUUAUAACUUCAAAAAGUGUUUUAUGGGAUUCAUUUCGGCGAAAGAGAAGUGGGCCUAAGCCAAAAUGGUGAACUGGAGGCGGCUGCUGCGAAUGUCCAACCGAUCGUUUCUGGCCUUCAUAUUCUUCUUCUCUAUGUCCACCACAUGUCUCUACUUUAUUUAUGUGGCUCCUGGAAUAGCCAACACAUACUUCUUCAUGGUGCAGGCUCAAGGCAUCAUGUUGAGGGACAAUGUGAGGACCAUUGGCCAGAUGAUCAGAUUGUACACCAACAAAAACAGUACACUCAAUGGGACAGACUAUCCUGAUGGCAGUAACUCUAGUGAAUACCUGGCCCAACCAACCACGUACCUCCCUGAAAACUUCACCUAUGCCCAGAACCUCCCCUGUCCAGAACGAUUACCUUCUAUGAAGGGCCUUAUGGAAGUUAACAUGACAGAGAUCCCUAUGGAGGAGAUAGAAAUGAAGUUCUCCAAGCUUUUUGACAUUGAGUUUGGGGGCCAUUGGAAACCAAAGGACUGCAGACCUCGUUGGAAGGUGGCUAUCCUAAUACCAUUUAGAAACCGUCACGAACAUCUCCCUAUCCUCUUCCAACACCUCAUCCCCAUGCUACAGAGACAGCGGCUGCAGUUUGCCUUCUACGUCAUUGAGCAGAGUGGAAGCCAGCCCUUCAACAGAGCCAUGCUGUUCAAUGUCGGAUUCCUGGAGGCCAUGAAGGACUUAGACUGGGACUGCUUUGUUUUCCAUGACGUUGACCAUAUUCCUGAGAAUGACCGAAACUACUACGGCUGUGGUCAAAUGCCUCGCCACUUUGCUGCCAAGUUGGACAAAUACAUGUACAUUCUUCCGUACAGUGAGUUCUUUGGUGGUGUGAGUGGACUUACUGUGGAGCAGUUUCGCAAGAUCAAUGGCUUUCCCAAUGCCUUCUGGGGGUGGGGAGGGGAGGAUGAUGACUUGUGGAACAGGGUUCACUAUGCUGACCUGAAUGUCACACGACCAGAGGGAGAAAUUGGCAAGUACAAGUCAAUUCCUCACCACCACAGAGGAGAAGUGCAGUUUCUUGGGAGGUAUAAACUGUUGAGGUAUUCCAAAGAGCGACAACACUUGGAUGGCCUCAACAACAUCCAUUACAGCCCCCACAUCUCCCUCAGCAGCCUCUACAAGAACAUCUCGGUGGACCUGUACCCUGAGCUUGCCCCUAUUACAGACUACUGAACUGAUCCAACCAAUCCUCCUACACUCCCCCAGCUGACCCAGCACCCCUCCGGCCGGGCCUCCCGGCACCCCCUUCAGCCGUUCAGAGGUAGAGCUGUGGCGAAGAGGAGGGAGGAACAGGCUGGGAGGGAUGAAGAGGUGCACUGUAUACUGCUGCCAAGAAAUCUUACUGUGGAUAAUAAAGAAAAUCCAACUUGAAAAAAAUAUUUAAAAAAAAAAAAAGGAAGAGGCCUUGGCAAGUCUCUUAAAGUGAACUAUGUGUGUGAGUGUGCGAGUGUGUAAGUGAGAGCGUUGAAUGCAUUGCUGCAUGUCUUUUUGUUCGUGCCAGCUUAAGUACUACAAGUUGACAAGAGUGUUGAUUUCAGCUGGGGGUGGGGGGGCAGCAGCAUCUUGACUGAUGUUUACUGCAAAGCCUUAAUGUGGCAGAACCACAGCUCCCUCUGCUCAGCUCCGCACUGCUUCACUUCUGAUGUAUCACCAUCACCUUACAAGCCAACAGACAAGUUCCUCUCAAUUUGCAUUAACAUUUGUGUUACACAUGUCAUUUUGUUAGGUCACAGUAUUCCUUUAAAAGGAGGGACACAAACUCAACAUUAUUGUUUGUGAUGUACUUUAAAAAAAAAAAUUUGAUACAUGGUAUUUAUUUUUCUUUGAUUCUGGAUGUUUGAAAAAGCAGUCCUGUCUGUAUCACUGUGUUUGCUGUUUGUUUUGCUGCACUGCUGCUGAAUCCGCAUGAACAUGUAUGUAAAUAUCAGCCUCUUAAUGCCCGAGCACAGAACACAAAUAUGUAAAUAUGGGCCUUUAAAACCUUGGACAUAUUACAGUGAUAUUCCAGUUGGUUUGAUUUUUAUUUUGGCAGCUACCUUUGUUUUGAGGAUUUAAUAAGAGUGGUUUCUUCCUAACAGGAAGCUCUUCUAAAGAUAUAAGAUGUUUGGCUCAGAAAAGUAUCCAAAUCUCAAGAUUUGACAUUAUCUUUUGCAUGCCUUAAUUUAUUUUGUUUUCUACAUGUUGCUUUUUUAAAGAUUUUUUUCAUCAGGUUGAGAUGUGCAUAUUUUUAAUUUUGCCUUUUGUUGUGCUUUUCUUUUUUUGAGGUGUUUUGUGUGAAAAGUAUAGAGCUGCUCCUCAAUAGGAGGUGAAGAGUGAAUGAGUCUCUCCGCCAUGACUUGGAUGAAGGAACAGGGUUGACAAUUAGGAGUGUGUCCACACAACAUGCUUUGGUGCAGGUUUUAUGGUCUCAUGUAAGUGUAUAUUUUUGUCUCAAAUGUGUCUUUUAAUUUUUUUAAAUGAUUUUUAUUCUAGUAAUUUUAAGUUCUGGACCACGUGAUGAAGCUCUUCAUUGUACUGUACCAUGCACUGAAGCAUGGCGAUUUGGGCUGGAUGCUGUGUGUUUGGACUGUAGUGUCAUUGUUUUUUCAAAGUCUACACAGCAGUGAGAAGAGCCAGAAUGAGAGAACAUUAGUGUCAGCUCCUCAUAGUUGAUGUUACUGCUGUUCUUGAAUGGCACAUGCUGUGAAUACUUUAAUUUCCUAUGGCUUUCAGCAGUAGAUGAGCAUAGAAAGAUGGAGACCAACAUGUAGACAUGUGGAUCAAAUGCGCAAUGUUGUGAUUCUCCUCUGUGUCUCUAGGUUUUGCAUUUGACCAUGAAUUGUAUGUUUGGACAUAUUCUUUGUAUGUCCUGAAAUGUUACAUUAAAACUGUGGCCAUUUUUGACCUGGA
This is a messenger RNA of Amphiprion ocellaris (clown anemonefish), 3527 nucleotides long. RefSeq names its product UDP-Gal:betaGlcNAc beta 1,4- galactosyltransferase, polypeptide 6 (gene b4galt6). The transcript has 9 exons. NCBI's taxonomy places the organism in Eukaryota, Metazoa, Chordata, Actinopteri, Pomacentridae. Gene Ontology annotation, biological process: glycosphingolipid biosynthetic process; carbohydrate metabolic process. The record is from RefSeq and is a predicted model, not a curated record. Bases 663 to 1811 code for a protein of 382 amino acids. Gene Ontology annotation, molecular function: UDP-galactose:glucosylceramide beta-1,4-galactosyltransferase activity.